Betta splendens (Siamese fighting fish) is the source of this 2643-nucleotide messenger RNA. RefSeq names its product palmitoyl-protein thioesterase 2b (gene ppt2b). The record is from RefSeq and is a predicted model, not a curated record. Gene Ontology annotation, molecular function: thiolester hydrolase activity. Lineage: Eukaryota; Metazoa; Chordata; Actinopteri; Anabantiformes; Osphronemidae. The coding region runs from base 310 to 1224 and encodes 304 amino acids. Gene Ontology annotation, cellular component: lysosome. The transcript has 8 exons.
AGGGUGUCGCCAUCACCGCCUAUUCGAAACCGGAACAAACAGAAGUGGCCGAAGUGGAGCUGCGCUGCUGGGCACAGUGUGCGUCCAUGUGUUUUUAGGACAUAAACACGUCGCCGCGUGCAGCGAAAGAUGAUUUAGGUCGUCUGUGACGCAGCUGCAGAAGAAAUGGAGCAAAUGACAAGAGCACAACAUUAACCAAGCACCAGGAUUUUAUGUCUUUGUUUUACGCAAACUUUAUAUUUAAUUUAUUUUGUAAGGACUUGCAGGUCUCUUUAUUGUUUUUAGUAUUAUUAUUAUUGUUUAAUCGUGAUGAAGGGCUCCCAGGCUGCUAUGACAAACCGGAGGGGGGUGAGCAGCAGCGGGGCGGCCGCGCUCCUGUACCCGCUGCUCGGUGCGUGUCUCUGGGCUGCGGUGGUUGGAUACAAGCCGGUGAUCAUAGUCCACGGCUUGUUCGACAGCUCGGGAGAUUUUAAAAACUUGCAAAGGUUCAUUAACGAGUCGCAUCCUGGAACAAACGUAACGGUCAUAGACCUGUUCGACAGAAGUGCCAGCCUGCAGCCGAUGUGGACGCAGGUAGAAGGAUUCAAGGCAGCUAUUUACCCAGUGAUGCAAAACGCAGCCGACGGGGUCCACUUUAUCUGCUACUCGCAAGGGGGGCUGGUUUGCAGAGGAAUUCUUUCAACUCUGUCUGACCAUAACGUUCACUCUUUCAUCUCCCUGUCUUCACCUCAGGCCGGACAAUAUGGAGACACAGACUACCUGAAGUACCUCUUCCCCCAGUUUGUGAAGUCAAACCUCUACCACCUCUGCUACACCGCCAUAGGUCAACGAGUAUCCAUCUGCAACUACUGGAACGACCCCCAUCAUAGAGACCUGUAUGUAAACAGCAGUGACUAUUUGGCUUUGCUCAACGGUGAGAGACCCAGUCCGAAUGCAACAGAGUGGAAGAAAAACUUCCUCAAGAUCAAUAAGUUGGUGUUGAUAGGAGGCCCAGACGAUGGCGUCAUCACUCCCUGGCAGUCGAGUCAGUUCGGGUUUUAUGACGACAACGAGACUGUUGUUGAGAUGCAGCAUCAAGAUGUGUACUUGAGCGAUUUCUUUGGUCUGAAGACGCUGGCGCUUCGUGGAGAUCUGAUCGUUUGUUCGGUUCCCGGCAUUGAACACGUGUUGUGGCACUCGAACGAGACUGUGUUCCACAUGUGCAUGGAGAAGUGGCUGGUGUAGAACAGAUCUGCUUGACAGCACACGCACACACACACACAGGUCCAUACAUCGCAGUUAUAUGCUUUUUUAAAGAGUAUUCUACUUUUUUGGACAACAGCAGAAAGUUGGUUUGAUAUUUUGGUGCAAACACUUUCUUAUCGCAUUAAGAAAGCAAGGAAAUAUUCAUCAUAUUGAGAGCAAAAGAGCACAUUAACCAAAAUGUUAACUAUUUUUUUCAUAAAUGUAAUGAUUUUCCAGAAGCAGCAAACAUCAAGGUCUUUACAUCUAAUUUUAUAUAAACUGUUUAAAAGUUAAACUUAUUAUAGUCUGCAACAGAAAUGCAAAUCAGAUAAAGUAGCAAUCCAGCAGUUUGAUUCCACUUCUAUAAGGUUCAGGGACAAGCAACAUCCUGGAGCGUGAACGUUCUGACCAGCUGUAAAACCUGCUUCAUGUAAAAACUAGCGGAGUGCCCCUUUAAUUUGUAUGAAACUGUUACCAUUAGAAUACUGAGCCCACAAUAGACACAGCAUGUGCAUCUGUGCGUGUGUGUCUGUGUGUUAGUUCACACAUACCUCAACACAACGGUGCCUGAAGGUGUUCUGUCAUCUUUUCUGCAUGCACAGACUCACUGCCUGCUCAUUUAAUGAUGCAAGUGUAUUUUUAGGACAUAAUGAUACAUUUUCUAUCCUUAUAUUAGUUUUAAACAUUAGGGACUAAUGUUUACCUAUUAGCAUUAGUCUGCACAUGUGACCGUUUAUAUGUUUAUCGAUAUCAUACAGUGCUUUGAACCUUCCUGCUUUUAUAGACUAAGCCUUAAAGAUUCCCCCCAUGCCUCAGUGUUUCAUGUCCCAUGCCGAAGUGCUAAUAUGCUGCCUUUAGUGUUUCCACUAAAUGAAUGAAGAGGUAGAGACUGAUCGGCAGUGAUAUUUUGGUGUCUACUCAUCCACCAAUCUUUUGUAUGUGUCCUUCCAUACCUCCCAUCAUAUUUAGAUAUCUCAGGCAUUUGAAUAGUUUCCAUGUUUGUUUGGCUUUGUCUGGAAAAAAAGGAAUAAUUUCUCCUACUUUUUUGCUUUUCAUGUUUUUUGCUGUCUGUUGUACUCAAAAAGGAAAAAUUUGUGUAAUGGAAAAAGUGAAGUUGUAUUUGAAAGAGUAAUGUUGUGUUGCACAAUAUUUAACCUAGUGGUCAAAAGGGAAGGAAAACGACCAAGUGAAGAUAUAGUAGGAGCCUGAAGUAGUGUUUUAAUACUGUUGCAUCCUUUGUAGUAUUUAUUAAUUUAAUGGUCUUAAUUGUAUAACCUCUGACCUGAAGGGAUGUCCUGCAAUAUGGAGACUUUAUAAAGCUCUAAGAGAAAUUAAUAUUUUGACUUUAUCCUACAAUUUGCUGUACUUCAUCUGCAAGUGAAAUGUUGUCACUUCAUUAAUAAAUUAUAGUUUUUAACA